AUGGAUGAAUCAAUGAAUUCUGUGCAUAGCAUAUCUGCUAUGGAUAUUUCACCUGCAUGUAGCCCAAAAAGUGCGCUCAGUCCAAUCCCAUCGAAUCAUUUGAUUCUCAAUGCAUUCCAACAGCAGCAAGAAUUACUUUCCAAUAUGUUAUUCAGCGCACCAAGUCGACAGGACUUUUCCAUAUCGAAUAAGAAUCCAAUUUCAGAGGAGCAUGAGCUGAAUUCCAAUAGCAUGUGUUUAUUUUCAACUGUAUUAUCAGAUAACCACGGCCAAGCAUUUCCCGAUGACACCACUUGCAUUCGUCAACGCACUGUAACCAAAGUCGAAUCCGUUCCGACAGUUGUCGAUUCCAUGCCGACAGCAAAAACCUGUGGAUCGAAAUCACCCCGACAAGGAUUUAGUAAACUUCUCCUUUCAAUUCCAUUGUUGAUAUGUUUUAUCUAUCUCACUGUGCAAUAUUUUAAUACACCACUUAUUGUCUUACCACGCGCAUCAAGUUGGCAAAACGCAAGCGAAUAUUUGACUCAAAACCUCAUCGGACAAGAUCAAGGUCUUAGAGAAUUCAAAGAUGCUAUGGAUAAACACAAGAAUUUCUCCAUCGUUCUCAUCGAGGGCCCGACGGGUACUGGCAAAACGUAUUUAGCUUCAUCACUUGGAAAAUUCGUGUCUACUACGUUGUUAUCUGCUAACACCCUUCUCGGCCUACCAAAACAUCACUGGAUUGAGUCAGAUCGUCUCGCAACAUAUUUGUUAUCAUAUUUAUCUCCAGCAUCCUUCCAAUAUUUAAUUAUUGACGAUUUGGAUUUGCUAAUGACCGAUGAAACCUAUUGUCAAACAUUAGCCACAGCUCUACAUUCGAUAAACGACGAAAAAAAUCUCUUCAUUCUUCUUCUUAAAACAACCACAACGAAUAAGUUUUGCUCUGAUACAUUCAAUUCAAUCCUCACCAAAUCAAUUCAAUUCCAUAUGUUGCAGCGUGAACAUAUCCGUACAUGUAUUCAAAACGAAGCUCGUACACAAAAUGUUCAACCACCAUUGAAUAACCAACAAAUCGACAAGAUUCUUAGCUCACUGAAAUAUACACAUCAAGAGGGACUGUCUUAUGGUGUAACGGGCUGUAAACGUAUCCCAUCUCUUGUGAUGUUAGCAACAAAAAAGAAUGAAAAUUGGUAG
This is a messenger RNA of Adineta ricciae, 1173 nucleotides long. Lineage: Eukaryota; Metazoa; Rotifera; Eurotatoria; Adinetida; Adinetidae. The record is from the annotation of a GenBank genome assembly.